This is a messenger RNA of Aedes aegypti (yellow fever mosquito), 2189 nucleotides long. RefSeq names its product L-ascorbate oxidase. Lineage: Eukaryota; Metazoa; Arthropoda; Insecta; Diptera; Culicidae. The transcript is spliced from 8 exons. Gene Ontology annotation, biological process: iron ion transport. The record is from RefSeq and is a predicted model, not a curated record. Bases 161 to 2161 code for a protein of 666 amino acids. Gene Ontology annotation, cellular component: plasma membrane. Gene Ontology annotation, molecular function: copper ion binding; oxidoreductase activity.
UUGCUAUCGAAAAAGUCCAGUUGCGUUCAGGUUUUAUGAGAGAUCGCGUCGUGGAUCGGUGUGAGGGCAAGGAUUCGUUACGUUAGGUUAUGUAAUAUCGCGCGAAACGGGUUCGAAUUUCGGUUCCCGUAGUUUAGGGGUUUGUUUCGUUUUCGGUAAUAUGAAGAAGCUACGAGUGAUUCGCAUAGUGAUUCAGCGGGUGUUGAUUACUGGGGCAGUGUUCUGGGCGGCGAUAAUGGUGAUCCAAUUUACGGCUAUUACUCCAAAAGCUGUUUAUAGCCCGUGCAAACGGCCGUGCAACCGAGCUGAUUGGCCCCGGAUCUGUCGCUACCGGUUGGUAAUAGAAAAAAUCUCGCUGCCCAAGUUUCUAAUGAACCAUAAAAAUAUAAUUAGCAAUGAAAAUGGAGCAGCGACGCCCGAUGGUUCUGGGAAACUCAGCCGGCAGGUCGAAAGUCACUACUUUCUUGUCAACGGACACCACACCGGGCCGACGUUGGAGGUAUGCAAGAAUGAUUUUCUCGUGAUUGACGUGGAAAAUCGCAUCCCGGGGCGAAGCAUUUCCUUGCAUUGGACCGGCCAAACGCAGAAGCGGACCCCAUUUAUGGACGGAGUGCCAAUGAUAUCCCAAUGUCCCAUUACCAGUUACACUACAUUCCAGUACAAAUUCCAAGCGAACCGAGUGGGAACACAUCUCUACUAUGGUUUCUCCAACGACGAGCGUAAGCUGGGGCUGAUUGGUGCACUGUUGGUAAGGUCAGUGCACGAACAAAGUCAACAUCCGUUGACAAGCCAAUGCCAGGAUGAUUUGAUUUGGCUAAUUUCGGAAGUAAACGGAACAUUCUUGAUUAACGGAAACAGAAGCAUGACCCUCUCGGUGCAACCCAAAAGUCGGUACCGUUUGAGAGUGGCAUACGCUGCACCUGUUGGCACAUGGAACCAUUGCCAACGUUGGCUGGAGAUACAGGAUCACAACCUGACGGUGAUUGCUCUGGAUGGGAAUUUAGUAGAGCCACUUGUGGUGGAACGGGUAGCUCUGUCCGACGGUAACCGAGUAGAUCUUAUUGUACAUACCAACGUGUACCACAGGGUGAAACAAGAUUAUGAAAUUCGCCUCGUUGCCACUGGUGAUAGUCCUCGCUCGGUAUACACCGGUUACAAUAGCAACGAGUGCCAUCUCCGACGCCGGGAUGAGCUGCCAUAUGCUGCUCACGGUUCAACGAACAAUUUUAGAUUAAAGUAUGUGCGAUCUGAGACAGCUGAUUCAACGCUGCCGCCCAGCGGUGUGACAUCAGAAGCAAUAUCCUCGCCAUCGUCAGUCAAACCACCACCAGCCCGAAAGCAACUCGAGUUCAACGUCGGACGUACCGUGUGCAGCAACAGUUCCUUCGAUGUUGGAGUGUCCUCUCCAGCGGGAGCUCGCAGCCGCUAUGACAAACUUUGCCUGCUAAAUGUUAGGACCAGACCGACCGGCGAUUCCAGGGAUCGCUUUCCGCCCGAGCUGCGUGAAGUGGAAAGGCAGAUCAGCCUGGUGCUCACCAAACGGAAGGUUGAACGACAAAUUUUCGGAGAGCGCUUCUACGACGUGUCCUACAGCGUGAAUGGGUUUAGUUUUAUUUAUCCUUCGGUGCUGAUGUUACAACGAAAAUUCAACGAUGAUGCCGAUUUGGAGCACAUUAUUUGCAGCAACAGUAGCGGCUACAGACGGAUGCCAAAAAAAUGUCAUCAAACCGUGGAUGAGGCCUGCGAAUGUGUUCAUGUUGAGUCUGUGGAGCUCGGCCAUCGCGUUGAGCUCGUUAUAGUAAACGAAGACAACGACUCUGCUUACACUUACCAUUUGCAUGGGUACUCGUUUUUCGUAAUUGCAUCGACUCGAAUGACUCAACAUGAGAAUUGGCAGACUCAGCUGCUUAAUUUGGGGCGUAACUAUGAUCGACCCGUCCUACUAGACACAGUCAGAAUAGAGAGCAAUUCGAUGGUAGUACUGCGAUUCGUCGCUUCAAAUGCAGGACUAUGGAUGCUGCGAGACCUUGAUGCAGAGCAUGAGUGGAGUCGAGGACUUGAUGUACUGUUGAAUGUAAGAGCUUCAGAGACUGAAAUCAAUUUUCCGGAUGAUUUUCCCAAGUGUAGGCAUUUUGUUGGACCAAAGUAUUUUCUGAUAUAGGGAAAGUGUACCAGUUAUGGCCAUAGUG